CCCCCAUCGAUGUACCACUAUAUUAUGGCGCAAUCUGAGAUAAAUUUAUCAGGUCCUGACAUCAAGCCCAAUAAGGCUUGUGUCGUGGUUACUAGACGACGAUAUAUCGAAUAGAAAGAUAUUAUAUUUCAUAACAGCAAAAAAAAAUUGAAUACCUAUCCUUAUCACACAAAAUGCUUUUACCGAGAUUCUAACCUAGAUUCCCAUGCAUCAGCUUCGUAGACAGGAUCAUUAUGAUUUGUAAUUAAAACAGUUUUUUCCUUUCAGAUAAAAGAAAUAGUUUGCCCUCCUAUUAACAGUCCGAAAUUCAGAGAAUCAAUAGCGCGAAUGAAAUAUAUGAUAAAGCCACCGUUGCUGAGAUGUCUCAUUUUAAGUCAUAUCUGUAACUUCAUGGUUUUUAUGCAGAGUAAUGCUUUUUAUGUGUGGAUGCCUCACAUCGUGGACGAACUUUUGAGACACGGUCCGAAGAAGCCUGGCCAAAGCAUGUGUCGGAUUAUGAACGAUAUACACAACAAUAUCGAUUUGGUAUUGGACGAGUGUAUUCCGGUGCAGAUGGAAAUGCGCAUGUACCCAAUAGCGACAGUCGUCGGAAUAAUUACAGCCAAUAUAUAUGCAGCCAUUGCUUUUGGGAUGAAAAGAGGCUGGGCAAAAGCAAAAAUGUACUGUGUCAUAAUGGGCCUAUGCGCCUUGUUCAUUGUGAUGUCGGCGUUUAUACCGCACUACAUCGUGGGUAUCGUGCUGUUCGUGCCGGGCGUGUGCGGCAUCGCCGCCAACACCGUGCUGGCCGCCGCCGUGGUCGAUGUGUUCCCCACCAGCAUGAGAGCCCUGGCGAUGUGCACCCUCUUCAUGAUAGGGCGGCUGGGCGCGGCUGUAGGGUCCCAUACGCUGGCGGAGGGGCUCGAGAAGAACUGUAUCGCCAUAGUCCUGCUUAUUACCAUACUCACUACAGUAUCGGGGAUCCUGUUGUUCCUGUGGCCGGAUAGCGCAAAAGUACGGGCUACGAUGGUGGCGCAAAAUUUCAACUACUGAAGACUGUGGCAGUUGUAUAUUGGUAAAAAUACUCUCUUGUAAAUUCAUAUAUCAUUAAAUAAAAUAAAUAAACUAGUCAUUUUA
Molecule: messenger RNA, 1113 nt
Organism: Cydia pomonella (codling moth)
Lineage: Eukaryota; Metazoa; Arthropoda; Insecta; Lepidoptera; Tortricidae
Exons: 6
Coding region: 328-1029 (233 amino acids)
Source: RefSeq, a predicted model, not a curated record